AUGGAGAAGAUCGGCGUGCUGCACCAGCGGCUCGCCGGUCUGGCAAUGGCCAACCCAGGGGUCUGGGUGGUCUCGCACUCGGACAUCUUUCUCGGUGAAGACUUUGACGCGCCCGCCGUCCCAGCGCCGGCCGCGGGGAGAGGCCGGGGCCGCGGUCGAGGGGGCCAAGCCGCGGCCGUGGUGCCGGUCGUGCCAGGACCACAGGACCUGCUCUUCCUUACGCAACUCCCGCUUCGCGCGCUCGAGGCGGGCGGGGAGUUGCCUCUGCUGCUGUACUCGCUGCUCUCUUUCCAUUUGGGACCGAUAGCUACAAGGGCGGCCCGCCUGCCCCUGGCAGCCCCCGCGAGACUCACGGCCGGCCUUCUCCAAGGAGCUAUCGUGCAAAGCGUGGGGGCGGCGGCCGCCAACCCUACGAUGCUCGCGCUCCAAAUCCCUCGCUUGCUCAAGGGCGCUUCGCUCCCCGUCAUCUUUCAGUCUACCUCCGCGGACCCACACACGAGGCUCGAGGACUUCACGGACUUGCUCCGCAUGCAGGCCGGCGGGGUAGAUGAGAGGCGGCGCAUCGAGGAGCGGCGGAUCAUGCUCGCCACCUCGCUGGGCGCGCUCUACCAGCUAGUCAUCCAGCCGUCGCCCUCGGUCUCGACUGCAAAUACCUUGGUGAGCCGUCUGGCCGCCAAGAUUCUGCGCGUUCGAGUCACUCGGGCGGGCGAGCAAGCGGCACAAGGCAUGCCAAAAGUCGGGCGAAAAGAAAUCGAAUUCCAAUUCGGACGAAAAAUUACCACAAAUGAUAACUUCUCGCAGCUGCGAGACGAGUUUUCUCGGAGCGACAGCCUCAAAGAAAAAGGGUGGAUGGGUGGGGGAACGAUUGCUGGCUAG
This is a messenger RNA of Emiliania huxleyi CCMP1516, 876 nucleotides long. RefSeq lists its product as hypothetical. The coding region runs from base 1 to 876 and encodes 291 amino acids. NCBI's taxonomy places the organism in Eukaryota, Haptophyta, Isochrysidales, Noelaerhabdaceae. The transcript has 2 exons. The record is from RefSeq and is a predicted model, not a curated record.